Nycticebus coucang (slow loris) is the source of this 2424-nucleotide messenger RNA. RefSeq names its product YME1 like 1 ATPase (gene YME1L1). Gene Ontology annotation, molecular function: ATP-dependent peptidase activity; ATP hydrolysis activity; ATP binding. Gene Ontology annotation, cellular component: mitochondrial inner membrane. Gene Ontology annotation, biological process: mitochondrion organization; protein quality control for misfolded or incompletely synthesized proteins. The record is from RefSeq and is a predicted model, not a curated record. NCBI's taxonomy places the organism in Eukaryota, Metazoa, Chordata, Mammalia, Primates, Lorisidae.
AUGAGGAAAGGAACAAGUGGGUGCAGAACAUUGCCCAGAUCUGUGGCUUCACAAAGGUUCGAGAACAAACACGAGUCUUUCUCCGACGGGGUGAGACGAGGCCCUCAGAGCCUUGGCAAGCUGUGCUUUUCUGGGCGGCAGAGAAGUGAUGGGCAGAAGACACCUGACACCACCGCGGUUCCUCAGCCCCUGCUUCUCACCUCCCCAUGCUUUCCUGCACCCUCAGCCCUACCCUUCCGCUUCUGGACAAAAAGAUGGCUUGAUUCUGCGUGGGUUGAUCCUGUCCAUAUGAAAAAUGUCUCCUUUGAACAUGUAAAAGGAGUGGAAGAAGCUAAAUAAAAAUUACAAGAAGUUGUUGAAUUCUUGAAAAAUCCACUAAAGUUUGCUGUGCUUGGAGGCAAACUUCCAAAAGGAAUUCUUUUAGUUGGACCACCAGGGACCGGAAAGACACUUCUUUCCCAAGCUGUGGCAGGAGAAGCUGAUGUUCCUUUUUAUUACGUUUCUGGAUCAGAAUAUGAGAUGUUCCUGGGUUUGGGAGCCUGCUGUAUCAGAAAUCUUUUUAGGGAAGCGAAAGCAAAUGCUCCUUGUAUUAUUGAUGAAUUAGAUUCUGUUGGUGGGAAGAGAAUUGAAUCUCCAAUGAAUCCAUAUUCAAGGCAGACUGUAAAUCAACUUCUUGCUGAAAUGGAUCAUUUAAAAUGCACUGAAGGAGUUAUCAUCAUAGGAGCCACAAACUUCCCAGAGGCAUUAGAUAAUGCUUUCAUUCAUCCUGGUCGUUUUGACAUGCAAGUUACAGUUCUAAGGCCAGAUGUAAGAGGUCGGACAGAAAUUUUGAAAUGGUAUCUCAAUAAAAUAAAGUUUGAUCAGUCUGUUGAUCCAGAAAUCAUAGCUCAACAUACUGAUGGCUUUUCUGGAGCAGAGCUGGAGAAUCUUGUGAACCAAGCUGUACUAAAGGCAACUACUGAUGGAAAAGAAAUGGUUUCCAUGAAGGAACUGGAGUUUUCCAGAGACAAAAUUAUAAUGGGGCCUGAAAGAAGAAGUGCGGAAAUUGAUAAUAAAACCAUCACAGCAUAUCAUGAAUCUGGUCAUGCUAUUAUUGCAUAUUAUACAAAAGGUGCAAUGCCUAUCAACAGAGUUACCAUUGUUCCACGAGGGUCAAUACUUGGAGAGGUCUCCCUGUUGCCUGAGAAUAACAAAUGGAAUGAGAGUAGAACCCAUCUACUUGCACAAAAGGAUGUUAGUAUGGGAGGAAGAGUAGCAGAGGAGCUUAUAUUUGGAAUUGACUAUAUUACAACAGAUGCUUCCAUUGAUUUUGAUUAUGCAACUAAAAUAGCGAAACGAAUAGUUACCAAAUUUGGAAUGAAUGAAAAGCUUGGAGUUGGGAUCUACAGUAAUACAGGGAAACUGAGUCCAGAAACUCAAUCUGCUAUUGAACAAAAAAUAAGAAUCCUUCACAGGGACUCAUAUGAACGAGCAAAACUUAUCCUGAAAACUCAUGCAAAGGAACAUAAGAAUCUGGCAGAAGCUUUAUUGACCUAUGAGACUUUGGAUGCCAAAGAGAUUCAGAUUGUUCUUGAGGGGAAGAAAUUGGAAAUGAGAUGAUAAUGCUCCCAACAUGGAUGCAUUGCCGGUUUUAUUGCAAGAAUAUAAGUUACAUUAUAGUAGUCUCUUUUGCAAUGCUUUCCAGACCUCAAUUCUUGGUGUAAUUCAAGGUUAUGUGACACUGUCAUUUUUUCACAUUUCUCUAAUUUUGGUUAUUUUCAUGAUACCUGUUGCAAAUUAGCAACCCACAGCAAAUAUAUUAAAAAGAAAUAAAGAACUAUCAGGAUUGAAAAUAGCUUGUUUGAGAAAUAUAAAUUGGUUAUCCAAGUUGAGAGUGAUUAAUGAUUUUAUGGUUGGUUACUCUGCUGAAUGUGAAUAAAAAUUGUGCCCUUAGCUCCUGGGCUGUAUUUUAAUUUGCAAGCUAAAAUUGUUGGAGGAUUAACUUUUUCUCUUGAUAUUACCGGUUUUUUUUUUUGGUAAUGAAAUUAUGCUUUUUUUUUUUGUAAAUGAUAUUUCUAUGUACAUCAAUGGAGAUGAAUUUUUAUUUAACCCAAUGGAAAAAUUAUUUUAGAGUAUAUUGUACUGGCUUUCCAAUCUGAUUAUAUUCCUGAAGUGACUUUAUCAAAAUUACCUGCAGUUUUCUUUUUUUUGGCCAGGGCUGCGUAUGAACCAGCCACCUCCAGCAUAUGGGACAAGUGUCCUACCCCUUUGAGCCACAGGCGCCGCCCCUGCAGUUUUCCAAUAAUUGAAGCUGUGUAUGGUCUUCAUUGAAGAAGAUGUAUAUAGUUAGAGGGAACUUAUUACAUGACAUUCCAACGUUUUUAGGUAAUCUUAAAUUUUGAAACAAUUUCAGACUUACAGAAAUGUUGCCAGAAUAAUACAAGG